Messenger RNA from Symbiodinium necroappetens, 259 nucleotides. The record is from the annotation of a GenBank genome assembly. NCBI's taxonomy places the organism in Eukaryota, Dinophyceae, Suessiales, Symbiodiniaceae.
AUGGGAACGACCUGCUGCUGCACAGAUCGGCAGCCAGCAGGGGCGGAGGAAGUUUGCAAUGAUCAGCAGCAGGUUCACUUGCGGUCAGUAUGGAUGCAGAAGGGCUGGCAAGUGCUGGAAUCAGAAGGCAUGAGUGCGGAGCCACCGAGCUUUGUGGACCAGGCUAUGCCGGUAAAACCUGCCAGCCUGCUGGAGCAGCUGGACGGACGAUGGUUUCGGAAGGAAGACGGCAAGCCGCUUUGCGCCCUGGAUUUGCACA